Molecule: messenger RNA, 1425 nt
Organism: Raphanus sativus (radish)
Lineage: Eukaryota; Viridiplantae; Streptophyta; Magnoliopsida; Brassicales; Brassicaceae
Exons: 8
Coding region: 53-922 (289 amino acids)
Source: RefSeq, a predicted model, not a curated record
AGAAGAGAGUCUUCGUGUGGAAAAAUAUUCUCAUUCUCUCUCUUCUUCCUCCAUGAAUCUCCUCAAAACGAUUCAUCACCAGUCCACCACUACUCAAUUUUACCGUUUCGCCACUACACACUCCUUUGCUUCCUCUUCCUCUUCCUCUUCUUCUCUGCUGUCACUCUCUCCACAAAGACCCAGAAUCUCUCUCCUUUCCACCUCCAACCGAACCUCCUUCGCACUCUCGAGCAUCUCCAGCACCAGAGCUUCGUUCUCAGGUAAUCAAGAGGAUGAUGGGAAGAGAGAAGAAUCUGGAGAUGAAUUGGUUUACCAGAAGACGCUGAGGCUGGUGGAGUGCGCCAUGUUCGCUGCCGUCACGGGACUCGUUUACUUCCUCAGCAACUCUCUCGCCAUCGAGAACUACUUUGGGUGUUUCUUCGCAUUGCCAAUAGUGAUCUCUUCGUUAAGAUGGAACAUCGCAGGCGGCAGGAAGACAAUGGUUGCUACUGUCAUGCUCUUGUUCAUAUUAUCAGGUCCGGUCAAAGCUUUAACUUACUUUCUUAUGCAUGGUCUUCUGGGGCUUGCAAUUGGUUCAUUGUGGAGGAUGAAGGCAAGCUGGCGUCUCUCCAUUUUCUUGUGCACAAUGGUCCGAGCAUUGGGUCUCAUAGGAUAUGUUCUGACAUCAUCCUUCCUAAUAAGAGAAAACAUUCUUGCUGUGAUCACAAUCAACAUCCACGCCUCUCUCUCCUAUGUUUUCACUGCCAUGGGCCUGAACCUAAUGCCUUCCAUGAGCCUCAUCUAUAUGAUAUUCGGAACAGUGCUAUUGCUAAACAGUGGAUUCUUUGUGCUGUUGCUGCAUAUCCUCUACUCAAUCUUCCUCACAAGACUUGGGAUGAAAUCUUCGUUGAGGUUACCUGCCUGGUUAGACAAAGCAAUAUGAUGGUAUUCACAGGAUCCACACAGAAACAGAAAGCAGAGUUGGUGGUAGAUUUUGUGUAGAGCAUCUUUGGUGGAGCAUAUUUUUGUAAAACUUGUAGUGCUCACAAGCAAAUCCAAACCCCAAACAAAAAUUUGUUUAUAAUCUGAUCAGUACUCUAAUUUUCAUAUCACACUCAGAAACCGAACAGAUCAAAGGAACACUCUGUGUGGUCCUCAUCAGCCUAGGUAGAUUGUCUCAUUUCAACGACUCUAGCCUUUUCUUUUAUGUAAACAAAGUUGCUCUUGGCAUUUGAUGUCAAUAGCAUUAGCAUCCAGGUCUCGUCUUUGAGUAAGAACGAACAUAAAGAAGAGUAAUCUUAUUAAAUAUAGAGCUACUCAAGAAUGUAUUCCAAAUGUCUAACUUAGGUGAAGCGAAUCAGUCUCAUCGUCUACGUAGAGAAACCAAACCACGGAAGCUCUCACAAAACGCCUCCAGUGAGAAAAAUAACCAAAAAAAAAAAAGAA